AUGAGCCUUGAGGCCCCAUCCACACUCCUGGGACUGUCAAUGAAAAGUCUGCUGAGCCAUGAGGCCUUGGCCAUCUCAGUUCUGCAGAAGCUGCCCGGGGAGCUCUUCCCGUCCCUGUUCAAGGAGGCCUUCAACAGCAGACAUAUGAAGAUACUGACAGUGAUGGUGGCAGAAUGGCCCUUCUCCUGCCUCCCUGUUGGGGCACUGAUGCAGGACACUGAUGUGGUGAUAUUACAAGCUGUGCUGGAUGGUGUUGACAUGCUGUUGAAACAGCAGGUUCACCUGAGAAGGUCGAAGCUUGAAGUCCUGGACCUGAGGAAAGUGCGUCAUGUCUUCUGGGAUGUAUGGCCUGGCAUAGAAUGUGGAGAGAGCUCUACAGGGACCUUGAGUAAGGAGCAAAAGGAGAAUGACCUACCCAGAUAUGCCCUGAGGCAGCGUUUGAAGGUGGUCACUGAUUUUUUCUUAAAAGUUGCUCUGGAUAAUGAGCAAGCAUACUUGUUGCAGUGGGCUCAGCAGCAACAAGGUACUGUGCGACUGUGCUGUCCGAAGAUGAUAAUCUGUGAUGCUUCUGAGCAGGUUUUCAUGAUGGUUUUGAAUACUUUCAAGCCAUACUACAUUGAGGAAUUGCAUUUAUCCAUAUGCUGGACUCCAAGAGUGCUGAGUCGUUUUACACAUUGCUUUGUCCAGAUGAGAAAGUUGCACAAACUCCAUCUAGCACGCAUUUCAGUUCACACCAACAAUGCUCUAUAUACCUUUGAAGAUACAGAGAAGCAUAUUACAUGCUUCUUUGCUCAAAUCUCCAAACUCAAAUGUCUCCAGGAGCUCAUCGUCAAUGAUUCCUACUUUUCCAGUGAGCACAUGAAGCAGUUGUUCAGAUGCCUGAAGACCCCCUUGGAGUCUCUGUCCAUCAAACUGCACAAGUUCCCACCUUCAGACUUGAAGCACCUGUCUCAGUGUCAGGGGAUUUUUCAGCUAAAACACCUGACCCUCUUUAGUGCUUCGUUAUUCAACUUAUGUCCCACAGCUCUGCAAGUUCUCCUCAAGAGAGUAUCAGACACUCUGCAAACUCUGCAGAUAAGCAACUGCUGUAUCAGAGACUCUGAACAUGGUACUCUCCUGCCUGCCCUGAGCCAGUGCCUCCAGCUAACACGUGUAUAUUUCUAUGACACUGUCAUUUCCUUAUCUGCCCUGAAGGACCUUCUGCAAAGCUUGGCCAAUCUAAGCAAGAUAACUGAGGAGCAUUACCCUGCCCCACUGGAGUGCUAUGAUGACCGGGGUCAUGUCGUAGUCAACAAAUUUGCAAAUGUGUGUCUCGAUCUUCUGAAUAUACUCAGAGUCAAAAGACAGCCCAAAGUUGUCGUCUUUGCCACAAAAGAUUGCCGCAAAUGUCGCCAGCGCUGUGUCUUUGAUGGGAAGACCAGACUUUGUCGUUGUCAUAAACAGGAAUUGGUUAAACCAAGAAACUGA
This is a messenger RNA of Peromyscus eremicus (cactus mouse), 1467 nucleotides long. RefSeq names its product PRAME family member 12-like. The coding region runs from base 1 to 1467 and encodes 488 amino acids. NCBI's taxonomy places the organism in Eukaryota, Metazoa, Chordata, Mammalia, Rodentia, Cricetidae. Gene Ontology annotation, biological process: negative regulation of DNA-templated transcription; negative regulation of apoptotic process; negative regulation of cell differentiation. The record is from RefSeq and is a predicted model, not a curated record. Gene Ontology annotation, cellular component: cytoplasm. The transcript is spliced from 3 exons.